AAAAAAAAAAAAAGAGCGACAAUAACCAUUUCAAGUCCGGCUUCCCUCUCUCGUUCAACCCAAGCUCGUUUUCUCCUCGCUCAAUCAAAUAUCUGUUUCUGAAUUCUCACUCAAAUUUCUCUUUUAAACCUCAAAUUUCUCGUAAAACUAAUCCCUAUAUCUCUCAAAAAGAUUACUACUCCAAAUUUGAAGUACUCAACGUACCUUCUCAAAAUCGUUAUGAGGGCUCAAAAUUGCAGUUUUGAAGCACCUGUUGUCCGUCUUUUGGAGCGUUGAAGAUUGAAUUUUCGCUUGGGCAACAAAGAAUUGGCUGUGAAUUUAUGGGUUUUGAAUGCUGCAGGGAGCUCAAAGUUCGAGUCUUUCUGAAAGACCUUUCUCAAUUUCGAAUUUGCUUACUUGGACCAUUUAGUAUUUGUUGAGGCUUGAAAUUCGAAGAAUUUUAGCAAAAAUUUCAGUCUUUGACUAUUGCGAGGUGCUAGCAGUUCCUUUUUUUUUUUUUUUAAGCAAGCGGUCAAUUUCAGAGGUCAUUGAGUUUUUUAAGGUUUGGAGAAGCUUCGAUGGACAUUCAGGCCAUGGACAGUAGCGGUGUUUGUUGCUUGGGUUUUUGAAGACCCACCCCCCCCCCCCCCUCUUUUUUUUUUUUCACCUUUUUAAUGUUUGCCGAGUUCAUUUCUAGUGUUUGCAAGACUAGAACGGCUUGAUUUUGAAGAGUUGCAAUGGACUAUGAGCUUUCCGAUAGUAGUGGUACUGAUGAUGACCUCCCACCAUCACAUCGAAAUAGAUUCCAAAGUGGGGUACGACCUGCUGGGAAUGGAAGAUCUGCAGCAGUUGGUUCUGCUUCAUUACCUAGGGUUCAUAGUGACAUGGAAACUCAAAUACACAACAUUGAGCAAGAAGCGUAUACUUCAGUCCUACGGGCAUUUAAAGCACAAUCUGAUGCCAUUACUUGGGAAAAGGAGAGUUUAAUUACAGAACUCAGAAAAGAGUUAAGGGUAUCAGAUGAGGAGCACAGGGAGCUCCUAUCCCGGGUUAAUACCGAUAACAUCAUCCGCAGAAUAAGGGAAUGGAGAAAGACAAAUGGGCUUCAACCUGGCAUGCCAAGCACAGCCCAGCCUGCUCAUGAUCCCACACCUAGUCCUACUGUUUCAGCAUCGCGCAAGAAACAGAAAACAUCACAAUCAGUUGCUUCAUUGUCUAUGGGUGCACCUUCUCCUGCAUUGCCAUCUACGCAACCAUCUUCAUCAGCGCUGAGGCGGGGUCCUCCACCAGGGCCUAAGAGCAAGAAUCCCAAAUCAUCCAUGCAGUAUCCUUCUACAGGUUUGACCGGAAGAGCACAAGCUGCUAUGCGGAGUUCUUCAGGUGCAUUUGCCCCCAAUGAACCUGCAGAAGCUACCAGUUAUGAUCCAUUGAUUGGAAGGAAAGUUUGGACUCGGUGGCCCGAGGAUAACCAAUACUAUGAGGCUGUUAUAACUGACUAUAAUCCAGUUGAGGGGAGGCAUGCUUUGGUUUAUGAUAUUAAUUCAGCAGAUGAAACUUGGGAAUGGGUUAAUCUGAAAGAGAUAACUCCUGAAGAUAUUAGGUGGGAGGGUGAGGAUCCAGGAAUUUUUCAUAGAGGUGGCUGGCCUGGACCAGGCCGUGGGAAUAAGAAAUCUAUGGCACGUGGUGGAGCUCUUGCUGGGGCAGGAAGAGGUAGAGGGACCAUGAAGGGGCAGUCUAGAAAAGAUUUCCCAUUAUCACAAAAUGGUAUUGGAAAAAAGGCCGUAGGGGACAUUGAGAUACUUCACACAGAUACUCUAAUCAAGGAGGUGGAAAAAGUUGUUGGUGCUAGCCAUCCAGAUCCAAUGGAAAUUGAGAAAGCAAAGAAAGUACUGAAAGAACAUGAACAAGCGCUGGUUGACGCGAUUGCAAGGCUUGAAGAUGCAUCUGAUGGUGAAAGCGAUGGGGAGCAUCCAUCUUCCCAUGGACAAUCAAUGGACCAAGAUCGAGGAUGGAGAAAAAGGCCAUACGAUGAUAUGGGUGGUGAAGGUAGAGCAUCAGAUGGCAACAAAAUGGCAAGAGGUGGUAGGGUUGGAUCUGGUGAACAUCAAGUGGAUGGCGAUGAAAUAUAAUCGUUAGCCAUAUUGAUGAUAAUGACUCUUUGUUGUAUCAUUAGGACUAAUUUAAUGACAACUCAAGUGCAUGUAGCCCCUGGCUUAUAGUCUACUGGUCAGACAGGGCGUAGUUUGGUUCCGUUGUAAUUUUGAUUUAAUUGAAUGUUGGUAAAUGCUCAUGUAAAUUAUGUUGAAGUGAAUAACUUUUCUCUGUAAA
This is a messenger RNA of Hevea brasiliensis (rubber tree), 2307 nucleotides long. RefSeq names its product protein EMSY-LIKE 3. The transcript has 11 exons. Gene Ontology annotation, biological process: defense response to fungus. The coding region runs from base 717 to 2108 and encodes 463 amino acids. Gene Ontology annotation, cellular component: nucleus. The record is from RefSeq and is a predicted model, not a curated record. Lineage: Eukaryota; Viridiplantae; Streptophyta; Magnoliopsida; Malpighiales; Euphorbiaceae.